CGUAAAGCGAAGCGCCCGGGAUGCGCGUCCCCGUGCGGCAUCGCGCCCUGCGGAAGAAGAUCCACUCAGCUCAGGUGAAGAUCGAUGGGCAGGAGCUACCUCUGCACUUGGCGCAGAAGGAGCAGCCUUGGCAUCGCCUACAUGAAGAUCCAACUCUAGCCAGCAGCAGAAGACACUACUUACACUUUGAGUCACAGGCUCCAAAAGACAGUCUGGAUUUACACCUGAAGGCUACCUAUGAUCACCACCAAGAUUUCCUGUGGAGCAAGAACCAGACGCUGUAUCAGAAAGAGACCUUCACUGAUGACCAUGGGAGGAGUCCAAAGAACCAAGUGAAGGAACAGCCACGUGGCCAUGGCACUGAGCGUGCAAAGCUGCGCGUGUGGAUUGACCCCCAGAAGUCGUCCAUUUAUAGCGUUAAAGGACCCAUUGGGUAUUGGGACUUACUCUCCGUGACAGGAGAGCCACCACAUUGCCACCACCAACAGAGGCUACUCCCGCAAGCAGGACGGCGGAUUCUUCUGUGCCUGACCUGGCGCCGCGGUGCCCCUCAAUUCUGCAUUAAUGAACUCUGUACGAGCUGACCGCAACAAUGCCAUCGGCACACACUUCU
This is a messenger RNA of Scleropages formosus (Asian bonytongue), 613 nucleotides long. RefSeq names its product cilia and flagella associated protein 276 (gene cfap276). NCBI's taxonomy places the organism in Eukaryota, Metazoa, Chordata, Actinopteri, Osteoglossiformes, Osteoglossidae. The record is from RefSeq and is a predicted model, not a curated record. The coding region runs from base 21 to 584 and encodes 187 amino acids. The transcript has 6 exons.